This is a messenger RNA of Linepithema humile (Argentine ant), 1746 nucleotides long. Lineage: Eukaryota; Metazoa; Arthropoda; Insecta; Hymenoptera; Formicidae. The record is from RefSeq and is a predicted model, not a curated record.
AUGAACGCUAUUACUGGUCUUCUAAUCGUGUGCUUGGCGCUCAGCGUCUAUGGUUUGCCAAAUGCGCGUAUCAUUGGCGGCAAUAAUGCCCCCGAUGGUUUAUACCCUUAUCAAGUGUCAUUGAGGUAUACAAAAGAUAACACUCAUUUGUGUGGUGGAGCUAUCAUCAGCAAAAAUUAUGUUAUUACCGCUGCGCAUUGUUUGAUUAAGCUGAAACGUGUGUCCGAUGUUGAAGUCACUGUUGGAAGCAAUCGCCUCGAUACACCUUAUACUGUGUACCCAGUAAACGUUCUUAUAAUACAUCCUAAUUUUGAUAAUGUUCUAUUCGCUAACGAUAUUGGUUUAAUCGGUAUGUUAAACGAUAUUCAAUUUAACCAAAAAGUUCAGCCUAUUGCUUUGCCAACUAUUGAUCGCAAUUACGACAAUUAUUUUGUCGUAGCUACUGGCUGGGGAAGACUCGGGACGAAAGGCCCGAUUCCUAAUUAUUUACAAGAAAUCACUGUGAAGGGAUUAUCUCAAAGCAAAUGCCAUAAUUACUACAACUAUAUAGUUGUGAAUACUACGAUAUGUACUCUUACAAUGCGGGGUGAAGGAAUGUGCAAUGGUGAUUCCGGUGGUCCACUCGUUGCUGACGGUGUCUUGGUUGGUCUUGUGUCCUUUGGUACAAAACCGUGUGGAAGCGGUUUUCCAGAUGUAUUCACGAAAGUAUUUUAUUAUAAGACAUGGAUCAACAACUAUUCCGGUUCAGUUCCUAUUCGUGAAAAUAGUGAUAACGAAAUAAUGACUGUUGCAAUGAAUAUUAUCGUUGGUUUCAUAAUCGCAUGUCAGGUGAUCAGCGUUUAUGGUUCAUUUGAUCCGCAAAUCGUCGGCGGCAGCUUUGCUCCCGAUGGCGCAUUUCCUUAUCAGGCAUCGUUGAGGUAUUCACAGAAUAAGCAGCAUUUUUGUGGCGGAGUCAUCAUUCACAAAAGUUAUAUUCUUACUGCUGCGCAUUGUUUAACAAGUAUUAGAAAUUCAUCCGAAAUUUACAUCGUCGUUGGAAGCAAUCGUCUCUCUUUAUCUGGCGUUGUGCAUAAAGUGGCAAACUUUACACUGCACUUUGCUUAUGACAGCAAUCGAAAACUGAACGACAUCGCUUUAAUUGGGGUAUUGAACAAUUUCAAUUUUACCAACAAAGCUAUCCAACCUAUUAAAUUGCCAGAGUUCGAUCGCAAUUACGACAAUGAUACUCUCGUAGUUAGUGGCUGGGGAAGACUCGAGGCAAACGGUCCUACUCCUGACUCUUUGGUAAUGAUUAAAUUGAAGGGAUAUUCCCAACAGAAAUGUAACGAACGCUUCAAUGAUACCGCAGUACGCAUUACGGCGUCUCAUAUAUGUACUUUUACAAUGAAAGGUCAAGGAAUGUGUCAUGGUGAUUCCGGUGGUCCACUCGUUGUUUCACAUGACAACUCAAUGGUCUUGGUUGGUCUCGUGUCCUUUGGUAGAGUACCAUGCGCUAGCGGCAAUCCAGAUGUAUUCACUAGGGUGUUCUACUUCAAAUCGUGGAUUAGCUGGGCAAUUGAAAAUUCUAAAAAAGAUGAUGGGAAUGGGAAAGGGAAUGGAUAUGGGCUGCACCCAUCAGUCGAACAUUAUUCUCUGUUUUUUAAUGGCAUGUUUGUGUAUAAAAGGAUAUUUACUUUUAUAGAUACGUAUAUUUUAUUGUGCGCGCAUACAAUUUAAUAUAAAAAUUAAUUAUUAAUAAAGGAAAAU